UCCACACUUCCUAGUUUGUUAGCAAUAUUUGUUUGCUUUUAACUUUGCUAAAAACUUCCCUAAUUCUAAUCAAAAUCAUGGUUUCAUCUUGUUCUUCUUCCAUGAGUUUUGUAGUAGUAGCUUACCUUCUUGUGGUAUUGGUUGGGAGCUCAAAUGCUCAAUUGACCCCAAACUUCUACUCUAGCUCUUGUCCUAGCCUUGAUUCGACGGUGAAAUCUGUCGUACAUUCCGCUAUCAGCAAAGAGGCUAGGAUGGGCGCUUCUCUCCUUCGUUUGUUCUUCCAUGACUGCUUUGUUAACGGAUGCGAUGGAUCACUUCUACUAGAUGAUACUCCUAAUUUCACGGGUGAAAAGAUGGCAAGACCUAAUAACGGCUCAGUUAGAGGAUUUGAAGUGAUCGACCAGAUUAAAUCUGCAGUUGAGAAUGUUUGUCCAGGAGUUGUCUCAUGUGCUGAUAUCUUAGCAAUCACCGCUAGAGAUUCCGUUGUCAUUCUUGGAGGACCAAGUUGGAAUGUAAAGCUCGGUAGAAGAGAUGCUAGGACAGCUAGUCAAUCCGAUGCAAACAAUGACAUCCCACGACCAACAUUUAACCUUGGUCAAUUGAUAUCAAGUUUCCAAAAUCAAGGCCUUUCUGCCAAUGACAUGGUCGCUUUAUCUGGUGCUCAUACAAUCGGACAAGCAAGGUGCACAAGUUUCAGGGAUCACAUAUACAACGACACCAACAUAGAUGCAUCAUUUGCUCAAUCUAGGCGUGCAAAUUGCCCGAGGACUAGCGGCAUGGGGGAUAACAACUUAGCACCCUUAGACCUCCAAACCCCGACUUGUUUCGACAACGACUAUUACAAGAAUAUCAUCAACCAAAAGGGUCUUCUACACUCCGACCAACAAUUACUUAGCAAUGCUCUCGUCCAAACUUAUGGUGGCAACCUUGGUAGGUUUUACUCCGAUUUCGCCACCUCCAUGAUCAAGAUGGGAGAUAUUAAGCCGCUCACUGGAUCUAACGGCGAAAUCAGGAAGAAUUGUAGGAUGAUUAACUAGUUUUUCUAAGGAUGUUUACGCGGCCCUAAUUAAAUACUACACGUACACUUCACAUGAUACACCAUGAAAUUAUGUUCAUUUUUGUUAUAGUAUAGGUCCAAAGAGGCCAUAGUACUUGGUAGUUCUUUGUUGGUUUUGGUAAGAAAUUUUAUUUGUCGUGUUUGAAUUUUUCAUAUUUGUUUUAAAGGUUGUAUUUUUGUUGUAAUAGUUUGUUAGAUGUAAUUGUAAGAUGUAUCAAAUUUGAAUUCGAUUAAUCUCUUUGAUUUAGGUAUAGCUGUAUAAGAUUACAAUUUGGUAUUAA
This is a messenger RNA of Chenopodium quinoa (quinoa), 1338 nucleotides long. Its product is annotated as peroxidase 4-like. The coding region runs from base 78 to 1037 and encodes 319 amino acids. Gene Ontology annotation, biological process: response to oxidative stress; hydrogen peroxide catabolic process. NCBI's taxonomy places the organism in Eukaryota, Viridiplantae, Streptophyta, Magnoliopsida, Caryophyllales, Amaranthaceae. The transcript has 4 exons. The record is from RefSeq and is a predicted model, not a curated record. Gene Ontology annotation, molecular function: peroxidase activity; heme binding.